AUGAGUUCUUUCCCAGCAGGCGCGCUCCCCUCCCCCCCGCCCUCGCCGCCCGUCCACGCCGACCUGGAGAAGUCCACCGGGCUUGCCGACCCUCAUCCGGCGGGCCUAGUCAGCCGGGCCGACAGCGACCUGGCCGGGCACAAGAAGCCGGCCGACUACGACGACAGCCAUUGGGCCACCAUCCUCCACCGCUCCUCCCACGCCCACGACCCGCUCCUGCUCAAGAAUUCGCUCCAGGACGAAAGCGUGCUCUCCCGGCUCCGCAAGCGCGGCCGCAAGGCCCGGCCCGUCGAGGACUUCUACGAGCUCCAGAACCAGCACAUCAAUAACCUGCUCAAGUCGCUGGACGAGGACGCCAAAGAAGCUAUCGACGCCUCCCAGUCCUCCGCCACCCACGUCCGCAUCGCCAUCCAGGCCUCCUUCAUCGUCAACUGUCUGCUGGCCGCCCUCCAGCUCUACGCGGCCAUCUCCUCGCUCUCGCUGUCCUUCUUCGCCACCGCGCUCGAUGCGGUCUUCGAUCCAUGUGCAAACUUCGCCCUCAACUAUGCACACCGGUAUGCGAGCAAGGUCGAUCUGCGCAAGUAUCCGAGCGGCGGAUCGCGCUUUGAAACGAUCGGCAACAUCGUCUAUUCGGGCGUGAUGGGCUGUGCGUCCGUGGUCCUGGUGGUCGAGUCGAUCGAGAGUCUGGCCAAGGGCCCCGGCUCCGCCGACCAGCGCCUCCACAUCCCCGCCAUCGCCGCCGUCUCCGCCUCCUUCGUCGCUAAAGCCGCGCUCUUCUUCUAUUGCUGGGCCGUCAGGAACCAGGACGGACAGGUCCGGGUGCUCUGGGAGGACCAUCGCAACGAUCUCUUCAUCAAUGCCUUCGGGAUCUUCACGAAUGCCGCCGGGGCCAAGAUCCAAUGGUGGAUCGACCCGUUGGGCGCCAUGCUUAUCUCCCUUGCGCUCAUCGUCCUGUGGGGCGUCAGCAUCACCCGAGAAUUCAAGCAACUAGCAGGCGAAAGCGCGCCGGUCGAUUUCAUGCAACGAGUGGUCUACAAAGCGAUGACGUUUUCGAAGCACAUCGAGAAGAUCGACUCGUGCAAAUGCUACCACGUAGGCCCGAACUAUUUCGUCGAGAUCGACAUCGUCGUCGACGGGAACACGCCGCUCUGGCUCGCCCACGACCUUGGCCAGGCCCUCCAGGAUAAGCUCGAGGGCCUGCCGAACGUCGACCGCGCCUUCGUCCAUCUCGACCAUGAGGUCGACCAUAAACCUGAACACGCCAGGUACAAGUAA
Puccinia triticina is the source of this 1275-nucleotide messenger RNA. RefSeq lists its product as uncharacterized. The transcript is spliced from 7 exons. Gene Ontology annotation, cellular component: membrane. The coding region runs from base 1 to 1275 and encodes 424 amino acids. The record is from RefSeq and is a predicted model, not a curated record. Gene Ontology annotation, molecular function: monoatomic cation transmembrane transporter activity. Gene Ontology annotation, biological process: transmembrane transport; monoatomic cation transport. Lineage: Eukaryota; Fungi; Basidiomycota; Pucciniomycetes; Pucciniales; Pucciniaceae.